GGUCCGGGAAUGGGUGCACCUCUUUUGGUGGUAGCCGUGGUAGCCCGGAUUCUCUCGCAACUAUGGCACAAACCACUCAUUGGUGUUAAUCACUGCAUCGGCCAUAUCGAAAUGGGUCGACAAAUCACUGGGUCGCGCUCGCCAAUUGUGCUUUAUGUCAGUGGAGGAAACACCCAAGUUAUCGCCUAUUCUGCCAGACGGUAUCGGAUAUUCGGCGAAACCAUUGAUAUUGCUCUGGGAAACUGUCUGGAUCGGUAUGAGACAAACUAA
Messenger RNA from Protopolystoma xenopodis, 270 nucleotides. Lineage: Eukaryota; Metazoa; Platyhelminthes; Monogenea; Polystomatidea; Polystomatidae. The record is from the annotation of a GenBank genome assembly.